AUGGUUGAUGAUCUCUGCCUACUCUGGGUGUCUAUGAAAAAACCGAGUUUUGUGAACGCAGACGGAGACGCUUUCUUCGAUUUCCCCUUUGAUGAGAAAGAGCUAGAUUUUGCAAUAGAAAAUUUAAAUAUUCGUUCCAGUCCAGGAUUGGAUUACGGAAUAGAUUACAAAAUUAUAACUAUGCUCCCCCAAGAAGAUAAAAAUUUGCUAUUAAAUAUUUGCAACGAAGCCUUAAUAAACUCGGAAAUCGCGGUGAACAAAAUUGGACAUGCUCUCGCAGAGCUAGGCCUUGAACUAUCUGCUCCAAAGAGUAAACUCUGUGUCUUCAGUCGGGGUAACAAGGAGCUUCAACUAAAAAACCAAGGAAAGAUAAUUGCAGGACGGAAGGUUUGGAAAAUCACUAUCAAUGGUACGGAAAUCCAGAAUUCGGAGUGGGUUUGCUUCCUGGGAAUGUACUUUCAGUCAUCUCUGAGCUGGGAUAAACACAUCGAAGAAAUUAGAAAGAAAUGUCAAAGUCCCCUGAAAACAAUCAGCUGCCUGAGGCACACCUGGUGGGGUGCGAAUCCGACGCUCUUAAUAGGAUUAUACCGAGCACUGAUUCGCUCACGGAUUGAAUACGGAGCCAUGUUCUUCCACAAAUUGACACUAGGACAGAUCAAUAAGAUCGAUAAAAUUCAGUUUAGAGCAUUGCGAGCCGCUUUAGGAUAUAGAGCGUCCACUACCACUAAUGUUAUUUUAGCAGAAGCUAAGGAACCCCCGCUAUACCUCCGAUUCGGUUUUAUAUAUGUAACAACUAUUUAA
Molecule: messenger RNA, 801 nt
Organism: Cotesia congregata
Lineage: Eukaryota; Metazoa; Arthropoda; Insecta; Hymenoptera; Braconidae
Source: the annotation of a GenBank genome assembly